GAUAACUAGAGGCCACCCUCUUCUUCUCUAUACCAAACCAAAACACAUCACAUUACAAAAGAAAAACAAUCUCUCUUUCGCUAUAAAAACACAUCAAGUUUGUAUUCUUUUUUUAGGCCAAAAGAACGUUGAUUUUCGCAUGGCGAUUCAAGCCCGUUUGUAUUCAGACAAUCUUGCGUUUCCUUUCAUCGGUGAUGAUGGUGGUGGUGGGAAUUUGUCACAAGAUUUGAUGGAAAACGCGUGUGGUCUAAAUGAUUUUUAUCUGUUCAAUCUUCAACAACAACAACAAUAUCAACAAUAUCAGCAGUCAUACCAACCACCAACAAAGAAUCAAGAUUCGUGUUUUGAAUCCGGGUUUCAUAAACCGAUAUCGAUGCAUUCUCAAUCUGUUGCGGCUCAUAUUCAAAACCAGAAUCAAGAAAUUGAAAGGUUCAUUAGUUUACAGAAUGAAAGAUUGCGAUUAGCUCUACAAGCACAUCGAAAGCAACAGCUAUUAACAAUCUUGAAAAAAUACGAAUCAAAAUCCGAAGUAUUACUGAAACAAAAGGACGAAGAGAUCAGACGGGCAACCACAAGAAGAAUCGAACUGGAAGAAUUCUUGAGAAGAACCGAUAUCGAGAGACAAAAAUGGCAGAUGACAGCCAUGGAAACAGAAGCAAUGGUGAUGAAUCUAAGCAACAAAAUCGAGCAGUUGAGAGAAAAUGCGAAGAUAGAGGUUGAAGAUGAAGGUUCUUGUUGCCAUGAAGAAAAUAAUAUGGUAAACAAGAACACGAUGAUUUGCAAGAAUUGUUUCAAUGAAGAUUCAUGCGUUGUGAUGAUUCCUUGUAGACAUCUGUGUUGUUGUAGAUCAUGUGAUGCUUUUCUGCAUUCAUGUCCGGUAUGCAAGAUGGUAAAGAAAGCUAGCAUACAACUUUCUGUUUUUGAUUCCAAUUUGUAAAGUUACUGAUAUUAUUUUGUUUUAUUUUUUAAUAUAUGCAAAAGAAAAAAAAAACCAUUUUUAUA
Messenger RNA from Lactuca virosa, 1002 nucleotides. Lineage: Eukaryota; Viridiplantae; Streptophyta; Magnoliopsida; Asterales; Asteraceae. The record is from the annotation of a GenBank genome assembly.